ACGGUAAGCGCGAAACCCAGAGGAAGCUCUGUGCCUGGAGGGGACCCGCCGCCAUCUCAGGUCUCAGCCUCGCGGGGCCCACCACAGAGAGCUGACGCCCUGUCCUAAGAAUCCUUAUGGGUGACCAACCGUGUUUCUCCGGGAGAUCCACGCUCCCACCUGGAAACACGCGGGAAACCAGGCCUCCAAAAAAGCGCUGCCUCCUAGCUCCACGGUGGGAUUAUCCAGAGGGAACCCCCAACGGAGGUAGUACCACUCUUCCCUCUGCACCUUCUCCUGCAUCACCCGGCCUGAAGUCGCACCCUCCUCCUCCGGAGAAGUAGUAGAAUAUACUUCUCCCACUCAAACCAGUCUCUGAGGGAUUGCAGAAUGACUCCAUUUCCUUGGUGCAUUCAUAAAAUGGUUCACCCUGUGAAGAUGUUGAAGACUAUUGACAAUGCUGCCCUGAUUUUUCUGAUGUCCUGCACCAGUCUUGUGAUAAUCAGCAUAAUUUCACCUCCUGAAUUUGAAUGAAUUAUGGGACAUAACCAAGAUCAGACUGUAGACGUCUAAGAUUGAAGGCCAUGGCUUGGAUCCUAAUGAACUCACCAGGUCAAAUAAACCCUGUGAGAUGGUCCUGCAGCAGCCAAUCAAUGUUCUUUUGUGCCACCCAGUCCCUGCUGUGUAACUUUGAAUGUCUAUAAAUCCAUUAAGGUCCCAAUAAAUUUUGUGUCUCAUUGCUCUCUUAGUUCUAUAUGACUACUAGCUAAUAAACUGAAUUUUUAGUAAAUGUUUUAUAAUAACUCCAAAUACAAAAUGCUACUAAAAUUGGUGUCAAAAUAUAACUUUUUUUCCUACAAAUGGCCUUCUACUCAUUUUUUGUAGUGUGGAAAUAUCAGGGAAGUGCGUGUGGGAGAGAUAAAGGGUAAAACCUGAAAAAGAAUUAAAGUUCCAGAACAUUCUCCUCCCUUUACUGUCAAUAUUUCCAUGCUGUCUAUCUAUCCUAUGAUAUGCCUUAUUCAUAUAGAUAAUUUUUUUUUCCUGAUCAUGAUGGUUGAUGUGCUUGUUUUUUUGUAAAAUUUCACUUGUGAAAUGUUCUGUAUUAAAGAAAUAUGGUAUGUCAAUUAAAAGCAUUUAUGAAAAUUAGAACUUCCGGGGAAGAUGCUGAAGUAGGAAGAUCCUAGGCUCAUCCCAUCCCAUGAUACACCUAAAUACCCACAUCAGUAUAAAUAAUGCAGAAAAUGACCAAAACACUGGAAGAACAGACUCUCCACAGCUAAAUGCAGAGAAGAGGCCACAUCGAAAAGGGUAGUAAGGGCUGAGAUGUAGUUGGGAGACAAACUUUCCCAUUGGAUUGUCUGAAAGGAGGAGGGAGGUCUCAGCCAUGGGGAGGGGAGAGGAGCAGACCCCACACAAGUCACCCCCAGCAUGGAGGAUGCACAAUAGGAAAAUGAAUCCGCAUAACAUUUGGCUUUGAAAACCAGAGUGACAUAACUUAACAAGUUUUUAGUCAGUGGGGCUGAACACCUGGAACUUUAAAAAUCAGCCAGCUUGUCUCUGGGAGAGGUAGAAGAUGAUGAGAGAUUGAGUUGCCACGGUGAAAGAGAUAGCACAAUAAUCAUUCUCCCUAGAUACAGCAUAGAAGCAUCAGUUUGAAAAAUACCUGUGAUAUAUGAGAGGGAGAUUUGUUUACCAAUCUCAGAGUGUGUGCUGAAAAGGGAAGGGAUCUUCAGGAGACUUUGUCAGAACAAAAGAGCUAGUUGGCACCAUUUCCCUUCCCCACCCCCAGCCUAGAUACCUGGACACCUGCGUGAACCAGGGCAGAACAAUCUCCACCUAGCUUGCUAACAGCGUACCAUGCCCCUAUGCCCUUCUGUGUAUCUACCCCCUGCAGCCCAACCCCAGCAGGUGUUUUCCAGAUUGGCUGCAGGUCCCCACCUACAUAGACCUUGAUGGCAUCAUGCACCCUGCCCUCAUGUUCUCUUGAAGACCCACCCUAUCCCACAUGCUCUUGACAGGCGUCCAUCAAAGUGGCACCACAAGCAUGGCCAUGUGCAACGAGCCCCAAAAGGGCAAGAACCACACCAAAGUGACUCCUGACCAGAGGAGAGGGGAAGUAAACCACACACAAUAGUUUGCAGCCUCAGCAGUGGGUUGGGGGCAAAAUAUCUUCUGACGUCAGGCCCCACCCACCAAUGAAAGCUUCUCAAGGGACAACACAGGGAGAGCACGCUUCAGUUUGGUGCCAUUGCAGCUCUGGAAAACACCAAGUCUAACCUAACACAAGCUAAAAGCUGCCUUACACUGGCCCAUUAGCAACAGAAAAUAACCUUUCCCACAACAAGCCAAAGGAGGCAUUGCAGAUGGCUGGACAGUGGGGCACACACAGUGCACAAAGCAGACAUCCUUAAAGUACCAGGUUGUCAUGAGCAGGGGACAUUGCACUGCAGAGCACUACAGGACCUCUUCUUCACAUGGCCAUUACUAUCAAGUGCAGAAGACAUAGCUGAACUUCCUACUAUAUAGAAAUAGAGGGAGAGUUAAACAAAAUGAGGAGAUAGGUGAACAGGUCCCAAAUGAAAGAGCAAGGCAAAAUUAAAGCAGGAGAGCUAAAUAAAACAAGUAAUAUGCUUGAUAGAGAAUUUAAGGUAAUGGUCAUAAAGAUAUUCACUGGACUUCAGAAAGGAGGGAAGGACCUCAGUAAGAGCCUCAACAAAGAGA
Messenger RNA from Neofelis nebulosa (Clouded leopard), 2700 nucleotides. RefSeq names its product negative regulator of P-body association (gene NBDY). The record is from RefSeq and is a predicted model, not a curated record. The coding region runs from base 117 to 323 and encodes 68 amino acids. The transcript has 3 exons. Lineage: Eukaryota; Metazoa; Chordata; Mammalia; Carnivora; Felidae.